AUGAUGAACUCCAGUCAAAAACACCAUACGCGAAGACUUGAGGAGAAGAUUGAACCAGCCACAUGACGUGCCGGUCCAAUCUGCUGGAAGAGGGGGAGCCGCGGGAAAACCUCUGGGUUCGGACACCGAGCAAGCAGCGCCUGAAACCACGGCUGGGCCGGGCCACCACAGAACCAAAAGGACAACUCUCCCCUGGUAAGUCUCCAAGCGAGUUAGGACCUGGAGCAACAACUGAAUCGGGGAAAAGAGGUACAGGAACCCCCACCUCGACGAGUCCUGCUGAAAGGCAUCGACUCUGCGGCCUCCCAGUCGGGGAAGGGCGCCACAUAGAAGGGAAGGGGAUGCGACCACGCCGACGUGAAGAGGUCCACCUCGGGGCGUCCGAACGUCUGGCAAAGCCAAUGGAAGGAGUCGGCGUCGACCAUCCAUUCCAUGGAAAGGGGAACAAAACGAGACAGGCCGUCCACCAAGACGUUGAACACUCCCUAAGAGACACUGCCGGGCCACAACGACCCGCGUAAGGCGUGUGAACACGCGAGGUGCCAGAUUCAACCCGAAUGAGAGACAACGAAAGCGG
Messenger RNA from Procambarus clarkii (red swamp crayfish), 577 nucleotides. The record is from RefSeq and is a predicted model, not a curated record. NCBI's taxonomy places the organism in Eukaryota, Metazoa, Arthropoda, Malacostraca, Decapoda, Cambaridae.